AUGGGAAAGCCUUUUCUCAUCUCGGUUGUUACGAUUCUACUAUGCUUGCGCUUAUCAAUUAUGCCAUUGCCGUGGCUCGUUACAGCUUAUUCCUCAAACCUCACUGAUCAAUCCACUCUCCUUGCCUUCAAAGCCCGGAUCUUGCUCUAUGAUCCUCACAACAUCUUGGCUUACAAUUGGACCACUAGUUCCUCCUUUUGCAACGGGAUGGGCGUCUCUUGCAGCCACCGUCGACAAAGAGUCACCGCCUUAAAAGUUGCCAACAUGGGCAUCGGAGGCACCAUUGAGCCACGACUCUGCAACCUCUCCUUCCUUGCACAACUUGACCUUAGCAACAACAGUUUCCAAGGACACUUGCCCAAUGGAAUUGGCCAGUUGGCUCGACUGAGACGAAUCGACUUGUCAUGGAAUCAGUUGGAUAGAAUGAUUCCACCCAACUUAUCAAACUGCCGGAAGCUUGAAGAAAUUUCACUCUCAGUCAACCAAUUAACUGGUGGUGUGCCAAGAGAGAUUGGAAUGUUGCCUAAUCUUCGUAUCUUAGCUACUACAAAUAAUGGUCUGAAUGGCACUAUCCUAGUUUCCAUGGGCAAUUUAUCUUCGCUACAAGUGUUUGCAUUUCGCACCUGUUAG
Molecule: messenger RNA, 630 nt
Organism: Nelumbo nucifera (sacred lotus)
Lineage: Eukaryota; Viridiplantae; Streptophyta; Magnoliopsida; Proteales; Nelumbonaceae
Source: RefSeq, a predicted model, not a curated record